UUUUGGUUUUCCACAGUUUGUUGCCUGGCGGUUUAAUGAUGUUAGGUUAGUUGUCACUUAACCUAAUAACGAUUUCGUUGAAGAACAGUUUGUCAAAAAUAAUAUUACCGCAAAUUUAUAAAACACUGCUUUUUUUAUAAUUACACUGUGUGGUUAAUAACGUGCGCCGUACUUUACGCUGAAGUGUUUCACCACUUUAAAUCUACUGACCCAAACGUCAACACGAUAUAGUUCACAACCAGCAGCCAUAUUUUGUUAACCAACGCUAAUCAAACAACUCACAAUCGAAGGUCGACGCAGGCCUUUGUAAAUCUUGGUUAGGAAGUCAUUUUUGUUUUUCCAAAAUUCCAUAUUAUCAGCAUGAGAUAAUUGGGAGACAUGGAAACUGGAUUUACUUUGUCAUGGGAAGACCCGUCAGGGGAGGUGCAAAAUGAGGAAGUUAUAUGUGGUAUGGACAACGAGUGCACCAUUCUAGCUUCAGACACAGCAGAGUAUGACAAUGUUUGUGAAGAAGUAAUCGUUGAAGAAUCUCAUGAAGAAAUAAUUCAACCUGAAGAAGGUGCUAAUAUUGUAUAUUUAACAACUGACAAUGUUCUUGUUAUGCAACAAUCAAAUGAACAGUUCCAAGAGCAAUUCAUGGAAUGUCAGGUAACCGAGGAAAUAGUGGGAGAACAAUGGAAUGAGAAUUGCCCAGAAAUUAUUGUUGGCUCAGAGGAGCAUGUUGGAAAUGAUGAUCAAAGUGCAGAUGAUAUUGAAAUACCCCUACCAACAGAUCAAGAUCAGUAUACAACAUCAAGACCCUAUCCUUGCGACUUUUGCAGCCGUCGAUUUCGAAGAAAGGCCAAUUUAAUGAAUCACAUGGUGGCCCAUCAAACAGAUCGACCACAUGGAUGCAACUUGUGCGGUGUUCGUUAUAUACGAAAAUGUGAUCUUAUGAAUCAUCUUAAAAUUCAUGCUUAUAUACCAGAUGAUGGUUUAGAUGAUGAAGGGUCACAAACCGUCGACGAUUCUGACACUGAACGCUCGAGAAAAGGCAUAAGAAGAAAAAGAAUAAAAGGAAAGAUAAAAGAUGAAAUAGAAAACGAAACCGAUAAAUUUGGAAAUAGUUCGCGGUCAUAUGACUAUGUAGAUGAAGAUAUGAAACUAAUGGAAGCAAUGGAGAAUAAUUCCAGAUCUGAAUACAAUUCGUUCCUUCCUGAGGAAAAUCACUCGAUUUCUGAACCGAGAUAUCCAGUUAUAGAUCCUAAAAAACCAUUUGUUUGUCAGCAUUGCGGCGUUGGUUUCGCAAGAGAGAAAGCACUGGCUUCACAUUCUCGAGUCCAUGGUGGAGACAGUCCCUUUGAAUGUCGCAGAUGCGGUGAAGUAUUUUGGGAUGCAGCUUUAACCCGACAGCAUAUACGUUUGAAGCAUGGAGGUGCAGAAGACAAUCUAGAAGACGAAGACGAUGACGAAGACUAUUCUGAGCCCGAAGAAACCAAAUAUGGCCAAUGGUUCUGCCCAACGUGCGGAAUGGCAUUUCAUAGGCAGGAUAAUUUAAAAAGACACCAAAGAACCCAUAUUAAAGAAGAAUUCACAAAUGAAUCUGAAUUUGGACACAUCUGCAAUGUUUGUGGGGAAUCUUUCCCAGAAGCAUUGGAUCUUCUUGCUCACGCCGAAGUUCACGCUCGAGGUUCCGAACAUCGUUGCAUGGUUUGCGGUGAAUUAUUUCCAGAUGACCAGUCAGUUGCUGCUCAUGUCCAGGCCAAACAUGGGAAAAGCUUGCCACCAAAUACUUGCAUGCUGUGCGGUCGUACUUGCAAAGACAGACGCACUCUUUUAAAACACUCUUGGGAACAUUCCCGCGAGAAAUUAUUUUCUUGUUCCAAAUGCGGCAAAAGUUUCCAUAAUAAAGCCCGCUUAAAACGUCAUAUGUUCUCACAUAGAAGUAAGGCCGUCACAUGCGAUGUAUGUGGUGAAGAAUUCCCGGACGGACGUUCACUAAUGAACCACCGACACAGUCACAGCAGCGUAUCAGGUCGUCAGUUUCCUUGUCGUGAGUGUGGAAAAACAUUUGGAUCCAGGAGCUCCCAACAAAUUCAUAUAAGAAUUCAUACAGGAGAAAGACCUUACGGUUGUAGAUUUUGUUGGAAAGCCUUUGCGGAUGGUGGCACUUUACGAAAGCACGAACGUAUUCACACUGGAGAAAAGCCCUAUGCAUGUGCUGUAUGUCCUAGGGCUUUUAAUCAAAGGGUUGUACUACGUGAACAUAUCCGUUCACAUCAUUCCGCUCCUGAUCCAAAUUACAGUCACAGCAUGACUCCUUUUUGUUGCUCCGUUUGCUCGGAUAUGUUUUCUACAGCACAAGACCUUAUAGUUCAUCUUAUACAUCAUUGCGACAUGAAUACGGCAAUGAAACGACAACCUCAAGUGGGACCCCGGAAAUAUAAAAGACGUCGUAAGCUUAAACCUCACGAAUUAGAAGUUAUGUCUGAUCUAAUGCAAAGAAAUAAUGAAAAUGAUAACUUUAGUGGAUCGGAUGACGAAUUUAGAAAGAGAACAGUUCCCGUCAUUAAAAAACCGAAAAAUAAGACUCCACCUAAAACAAACAUCGAAGAAAGCUACACCGAAGUGUAUAACAGUUUCACGACAGCGAUAGAGAACAUCAAUACCAUAGUUAAUUCUAAAUCAGUUAAACCGAAGAAAAAACUAAAGCCGGAAUCCCAAGUCGUCCCUUCGAGGCCUAAGAUGAUUCAUACUCAAAAAACUAGAGUCCCUGUUGAAAGUACUGAAGGAGGAAAAAUGCGACAUAAAACCAGAACCUUAGUAACACAUACUCAGCCCGCCGAAUUAAAAUCUGUAACAGGUGAAAGAAUUCGACCUCGUACUAAAAAUGUUAGUUAUCACAUUCUACAAUCAGAAAAAUUCCCAGUUGCAACAUUUCCUGAAGAUGAUACUGCCGAAGCAGUUAACAAUCUUUUGGCCAGUGACCAGAAUAGCAGUCAACAUCAUCAAGAUAUUCUCACUGAUUCUAUUGAAAGUGAUCUUGAACACAUUCAAAGUAAUGGCAUUGUCCAUGCUGUAGUGUCUACACCAGAAGUUGCAUCCGAACAGACUGUGGAGACUGAGAUCCCUGUACCCACCAAUAUUAUCAAGGUCACAACUCGGAAGAAGAGUAACAGCAGCGUGAAGUUAAAACCUGGCAGAAAUAUUAUUGGACCUGGUGGAAAAGUCGUGAGACUUGUUAAAGGCGGUAUGAUAGUAUCUAAAACGAAACAAAUUAAAGAAGAACCACAAGAACCCGAAAAUAUAAUGGCCGAUUAUUCAAGUGGAAAUAGUACCCAUAUGAUUGAAAUUAAGAAAGAAAUAGAACCAAGUCCUUUGCAUGAGUUGGCUGAACUUACGGUGCAACAUGCUCAAAAUAUAUUCAAAUGUGAAAUGUGUAGCGAAGUAUUCUCUGAUCGUGAGCAACUCUUGGUGCAUGUGCCUAUCCACAUCUGAUUGUAAAUGAUUUGUUUGAUUUUGCAGUUUUGAAUUUGUUUUCUUGUAGUCUUUACAUACACAAUAAUUUUUAUCAUUUUUUUAAUAUAAUAUAGUUAAAAGUUAAACUGCAAAGCUCAAACAAAAUUUGUGUAAAUAGCACAUGUUCGCAUAUGUUAUUUAUAUACAUUCACUUUGCAUCUUUAAAACAUUGAAUGAGAAAAAAAAUCUGAAAAAGCAAUGUUUUGUUUUUUUCAGUUUAUUAUAUUGUAUGAAUAUAUAAGAUGUAUAUUAUGGCACAAGUGAAGUACAUUUCUCUAAUUAAUGAUAAAUGCACUAGAACCUGUUAAAGACUAUUUGUUGGAAGUUAUGUUAUGUACCCUUAGAAAAUUGUGAACAUAUUUUUAUACUUAAUUAUUACAAGUAAAUUGUGGGGGAAAACUUUGGUACUGAAUGAAAUCUUAAAUAGGUGCCAUGUAACGCUGGCAUUCAAAACAAGUUAUUUAAAUGUAUAAAAUAUGCUAGGCUAGGAUGAUUGUCACAUUUUGCAUUAAAUGUUUAUAUUAUACAAUAUAAAGUAGAUGUUUUUGUAGCUAUUUGUUAGCCGUAAUUAUUUAUUAGUUAUUACUAUAACCAAGCAUACUGUUUGAUUCAUGUUUAAAACCACUCCAGAAGUAGCAUUUAAAAGUUGGGGGUUGUGUAAUAUAAAAAUAAACAUGUAAAAGUUUUGAUGUUAAAAAAAUAAAACAUUUUAUCAAAAAGGAACUUUUAACUGCAAAAUAAACAGGUAUCAAAACUGCAUAUUACCACUUAAAUUCAGGAAUAAAAGUAAGUCAUAUUACAAUAAGCUAUUUUCAUGAAAAGAAAUUUUUGUAUUUUAAAUUCUACUUCUGGUUAAUUAGAAUAUUUCCCAAUUUGCGGAAGUGGCUGGUUCAUAAAAAGUGGAUAAAAAAGAAUGGAAAACUUUCAUAAUUUUAAUCAAUGCCGACUUUUAAUGAAAUUAAAAUGUUAACUUUGUUUAUAAAUGCGCUUUUUAAUAUUUUAGCUAAAUUUAGAAAUGGCGUAGGAUGCUAAUCAGGCUUUAAUUUUUUUAAAGACGCUUAUGAAAAAUUGCAAGGUUUUACCAAUUAAGAAGAUAUUUUUUUGUUCCCUAAUAGAAUCAGUUCUCUUCCUAAAUGGCAUACUGUAAUUUUCCUGUACAUAAUUCUAAAAUUUAAAUGAAUACCUGUGUACUUUAAUGGCGUAUAAUAAAAAUAUUUCAUUAAUG
Messenger RNA from Agrilus planipennis (emerald ash borer), 4723 nucleotides. Its product is annotated as zinc finger protein 41. The transcript is spliced from 2 exons. The coding region runs from base 379 to 3477 and encodes 1032 amino acids. The record is from RefSeq and is a predicted model, not a curated record. NCBI's taxonomy places the organism in Eukaryota, Metazoa, Arthropoda, Insecta, Coleoptera, Buprestidae.